CCGAGUGAGAGUGUGUGAGGAGGGAGGGAGCAAAGUAAGGGAAGGAGGAGAGGAGGGGUGUCCCGUCUGCGCGUAGCAGGAGACAGACAGCAGGGAACAGCUGCAGCGUUUGGCUCGCCUAGGAUUUCACUGCAUUGCGAUUGAAACGACCGACCAUUUUCAUCUACCUUCCAAAAAACGCACUCACCGGCAGCUCGAGCGACGCAAAUCAAACACCCCAACCAAAAAACCACAUAAAACCCCAACAUGGUCGACCGCGAGCAGCUGGUGCAGAAAGCCAGGCUGGCUGAGCAGGCUGAGAGAUAUGAUGAUAUGGCAGCGGCGAUGAAAUCGGUGACGGAGCUGAACGAGGCCCUGUCUAACGAGGAGAGAAAUCUCCUGUCUGUGGCCUACAAGAAUGUAGUGGGCGCUCGCCGCUCCUCCUGGAGGGUGAUCUCCAGCAUUGAGCAGAAGACCUCUGCCGAUGGCAAUGAGAAGAAGAUCGAGAUGGUGAGAGCCUACCGAGAGAAGAUCGAAAAGGAGCUGGAGGCCGUGUGCCAGGACGUGCUCAACCUCCUGGACAACUUCCUCAUCAAAAACUGCAGCGAAACGCAGCACGAGAGCAAGGUCUUCUACCUGAAGAUGAAGGGUGACUAUUACAGGUACCUGGCCGAGGUGGCUACAGGCGAGAAGAGGGCCACGGUGGUGGAGUCGUCAGAGAAGGCGUACAAUGAAGCCCAUGAGAUCAGCAAGGAGCACAUGCAGCCCACUCACCCCAUCCGCCUGGGCCUGGCUCUUAACUACUCUGUGUUUUACUAUGAGAUCCAGAACGCCCCUGAACAGGCCUGCCAUCUGGCCAAGACCGCCUUCGACGACGCCAUCGCUGAGCUGGACACCCUGAACGAGGACUCCUACAAAGACUCCACGCUCAUCAUGCAGCUGCUCCGAGACAACUUGACACUGUGGACAAGUGACCAGCAGGACGACGAGGGCGGGGAGGGUAACAAUUAAAAGUGGAAAUCCACACUUCAACGAAAAAAUUUAAAAAAAUUAAUUAAGAUGGGCCGGUGGACUUUGGCAGCAGCUUUUGCCGAUGAUGCUACCGCAGCAGCAGUUCUUUAUUUUUCCAUGAGUUAAAAGAAAAGAAUUGAAAGAAAGGUGAGCGUGGAGGUUAAAUCUUAGUUUUAAUAUAUAUAUAGAAAUAUAUAUACAGUCGAAAGGGGCCUCCGUCUUCUUGAUUUUCUCUUUGACAUUUGCCAAAACCACUGAUAUGUCAGUCAAUCAGCCUGAAGUGGAGGUAGUGGUGGUUCUUGUUGAUGUUGGAUUAAAUGGCGGCCUCACACUGGCAUAUAGGAACUGGUCUUGUCCCGUCAAGAUAAGCUGCUUAGUUAAUGGUUUUUAUUUUGCGUGAAAGAGAUGCAUUUGAGUCGCUUGAGGAGAAAGGCGAGAAGAAAUGUUUGAAUGGUAAUGCCUCACAACAGUAGAUUGCAUUGGUUCCAGCAGUAGAAUGACGUUAGAAUAAUGACAAUUUAAAAGAUGGAAGAAAAAAAACCCAACAAAAAAAAAAUCCAAACUUUGAAGGAAAAUACCCAGAGUAAAAACAUGCAUUGGUAAAAUUAGGAUUUUUCCCCUCCUACUCCCCUUUCUUCUGCACAACUGUAUGCAACAUCCCACAAAUUGGUCUUGUUUCGUCACUGGAACCAUAGAUUUUUCUCGAAAGUGAAUGAUGAUCACGAAAAGGCAGAGAGACUUAACAAUUAAAAACUUAAAAAAAAAAAGACAAAAAAGAGAAAAUAACAUAAAAGCAGCUUCAGAGUUUGUGGUUUACUUCUGUGUUUGUUUUAUUAAAUGCACUUGCCUAAUCUACAGUUUAUUCAGUGUAAGAUGAUGACAACAAUAAUAUUCAAUAUUGUGCAUGCUGGUGAUGUAUUUAUAUACAGUAGCUUGACUUUAUUAACUUAUACUGUGGGUGUUAAGUAUUCAUAUGAUUGAAGAAAAAACAGGCUUUGUCUGAUGUUGAUUUUUAAUUUUUAACUUAUUUAAUUUUGUUACAAUUAUUAUUAUUAUAAUUUUUUUUUUGAUUUGCUAUACCAAAAUAGUGAUCGUAAAAAUUGACCUGUAAUGGGCGUUGCUAUAUAGUGACAUGCAAUAUGUGUAUUUAAUUUGUUAAAGAAAGGAAAAAAAGAAAUAAAAAGCCACCAGUGAUCACUUAAUCUUAUCAGCUGGUGUUUGUCACAAUGAAGUAUGAUUAUGAUAUAUUUUGUUAUUUGAUCCAUAUUUCAUUUUGAACUUCCUGUCAUGCUAAUCCAUUUUCAAUAUUAAUUUUUCUGUCCAGGCUCAGUGUUUCUGUUAUGUUCACAAACCACAUGGACCAUAUUUUAUUUAUUUUUUAUUUUUGACAGUGAAACAAUUUUUUUUUUUGUUGGUUUGUUGUUUUUCUUUUAUACAUUAUUAGCUGUUCCUGAGUGACAAAAAAAAAUCUUGAAUGUGAGUCAUUAUGUAGCAGUUGCACACGAACCGAAAUAAUAGUUAUGAUAAUAAAAAAGAACAUGACUAAAUUA
This is a messenger RNA of Cynoglossus semilaevis (tongue sole), 2540 nucleotides long. RefSeq names its product 3-monooxygenase/tryptophan 5-monooxygenase activation protein, gamma polypeptide 2 (gene ywhag2). NCBI's taxonomy places the organism in Eukaryota, Metazoa, Chordata, Actinopteri, Pleuronectiformes, Cynoglossidae. The transcript is spliced from 2 exons. The coding region runs from base 247 to 990 and encodes 247 amino acids. The record is from RefSeq and is a predicted model, not a curated record.